AUUGCCAAGUUGCCAAUUUAAUUUAGAUUUCACUAUUUUUUUCAAAAGUUGCAUGCACGCUAUAAAUGUUUCUAUAUAUGGGAAAUUGCCAAGUUCGAGUAAUCUAGAUUUAACUGAACCUUACAACAAUAUCUUGAUCGUGAAUGUGUGGAUACGAGACCCAAUUUAAGAGUUUCAGGUUUACUCAAAACUAAAAUGGGUCAGAAAACUAAGUAUUCUGGCGUAUAAAUGUAGGACAUUAAUUAAAAUCGGUCGAAGCAUUUGCAUUUAUUUAAUUAACGUUCUAGUCCAAAAUUUUUUUAUCAUAAUUUUCAAAUUAAUCUAAUUUAUUGUCUUAAAAAACCCUCAAAUUAUCCUCAUCGACUAUAAAUAGAGCAUAUACCACAAAGUUUCUCCUAAAGAGAAAACAAAAAUGGAGAAAUCACUUCCUCUCAACGAUUGGCAUGUGAAGAAAAGUAACAGAGUAAUAAACAGGCUCCAUGGUUUCAUCCAUGGCGGCGCUCUAGCUGCCCUAUUUUACUACAGAAUCACAACCAUCGCCGCCGCAGCCAAAAGCAGCAGCCCCAUUCUUCCCCACCUUCUCAUCUUCGCCGCCGAGUUCACCCUCUCCUUCAUCUGGCUUCUCGCGCAGGCCGCCAAGUGGAACCCGGUCAGGCGAAACGCGUACCCGGAGAGGCUGCCCGGAGACGAUAAUCUGCCCGCGAUAGACGUGUUCGUGUGCACCGCCGAUCCGGUGAAGGAGCCGAGCUUGGGUGUGAUGAACACCGUGAUAUCGGCCAUGGCGCUCGACUACCCGCCGCACAAGCUCCAUCUCUAUCUCUCCGACGACGGGGGCUCCCCCGUCACGCUUCGUGCCGUUAAAGAGGCCUCGAGAUUCGCCGAGGUGUGGAUUCCGUUUUGCCGGAAGUUUGGGGUGAAGAACAGGUGCCCUCAGGCUUAUUUCUCGAGGGAGUUGCAAAGUGGUGACGAUGACUUCUUAGUUGAGAAGAGAUAUAUUGAGAAAGCAUACGAAGAUUUCAAGAUUUCUUUGGCUAAGAUAGCUACGACUACAGAUAAUCGUGUCAGCAGAGAUCACCCACCAAUUAUUGAGGUUAUUAACGAUGCAAACAUAGACAAGGAUCCAAAGAUGCCUCUUCUUGUCUAUCUUGCUCGUGAGAAAAGGCCAUCUCACCACCCACACCAUUUCAAAGCUGGAGCACUAAACGUUCUUCUUCGAGUAUCUGCCAUGAUCAGCAAUUCUCCAUAUAUUUUAGUGCUAGACUGUGACAUGUAUUGCAACGAUCCAAAAUCGGCUCGUCAAGCAAUGUGUUUUCAUCUCGAUUCGAAGUUGUCUCCUCUUGCAUUUGUUCAAUUCCCUCAGAAAUUUUACAAUUUAUGUGAUAAGGCCGAUAUCUAUGAUGGCGGCAUAAGAUAUGCUUGGGAAAAAUGGGAAGGUUUGGAUGGUCUUAGGGGACCCAUUUUAUCAGGCACAGGAUUUUAUAUAAAGAGAGAAGCACUCUACGGCACUCCACAACUUCAAAAGAAUGUUGAUAGCAAUGAAUUGAUGAAGUGUUUUGGUUCAUCAAAGGAGUUCAUAAACUCGGUUCACAAACACUAUAAACCAAAUUAUCGGAGUGAUAAUGUAUUACAGAAAGAGGUUAAAUUUCUUGCUUCUUGCAGCUACGACGACGGCACCAAAUGGGGUGAACAGGUCGGGUUUAGGUAUUUUGCAGUGGUGGAGGACUAUUUCACUGGACUGAAUCUGCACUGUGAGGGUUGGAAGUCUGUUUACUACGAACCUUCUAGACCAUGUUUCUUGGGCACAACCCCAAUUAGCCUAGGUGAAGUUCUUGUUCAACUCACACGAUGGAGCCUCGGCCUCAACCAGGUUGCUUUCUCCAAGUUCUCUCCACUUGUUUAUGGAUCACUAAGAAUGCCCAUUUUGCAAAGCAUGGCCUAUGCAGAGAUUGCAUUCUACCCACUUUACUUCUUGCCUGUCUGUAUCCUGGCUCUCCUUCCUCAGUUCUGUCUGCUCCGAGGUUUCCAUCUCUAUCCUCAGGUGUCAAGCCCAUUCUUCCCAUUGUUCGUGUUUCUUUUCUUCUCAUCGCAAGCAAAGCACGUGCAAGAUAUCUUGAUAAUGGGGUAUCCAAUUAGGACUUGGAUUACUGAGCAAAGAAUGUGGAUGAUGAGAUCCUUCACAUCUUACUUCUAUGCUAACAUAUACACUAUCAUGGAUAAAAUGGGGUUGAAAAAGGCCAGUUUUUUACCCACAGACAAAGCCGUAGACGAAGGAGCAGCCACGCUUUACGAGAAGGGAGUAUACAAUUUUGAAGCACCAUCUCUUUUCAUGGUUCCAUUCUGCACUCUUUAUAUGCUAAAUUUGGCAUCAUUUUUAGUAGGGUUUGUGAGGAUUUUGCGUGGUGAAAAGGGGAUGUUGAUUGAGGCCUUUAUCCCACUGUUUGGGUUAGUUUUGCAUCUGCCUUUGCUUGAAGGAAUGGUGGUGAGAAAGGAUAAGGGCAGAGUUCCGACAAAGGAUUUUGUUGCUUCGCUGCUGGUUUCGUCGAUGCUGUUGGUGUUGGGUUAUGCAGCUUUUCCCAGUUACAGUUGAGUUGAUGAUUUUGAAUCUGUGUGUGUUUUGGGAAUUUGGGCGUUUCAAGUUGUAAAGUUCGAACUUCAAUUAUUGCAAGGUUGUAAUAAUUGUAUUUGGAUUUAGAGAUGAUGUAUGUAGUAAUGCAAAAUGUGUUUCUA
Molecule: messenger RNA, 2727 nt
Organism: Salvia miltiorrhiza (redroot sage)
Lineage: Eukaryota; Viridiplantae; Streptophyta; Magnoliopsida; Lamiales; Lamiaceae
Product: cellulose synthase-like protein G2
Exons: 8
Coding region: 413-2587 (724 amino acids)
Biological process (GO): plant-type primary cell wall biogenesis; cellulose biosynthetic process
Cellular component (GO): trans-Golgi network; plasma membrane
Molecular function (GO): mannan synthase activity; cellulose synthase (UDP-forming) activity
Source: RefSeq, a predicted model, not a curated record